GUGACGUUGUCAGAGUGCGACAGACAGCUAGCUACGCAGUUGUGUGUUUGAUCGGAUUUGUUGGAAUUUUCCACUGCGAAGUUUGUUUAGAAUAAAGUUUGACAAGUUGUCUCUUAAGCAGGAAAGAAUAGCUCAAUCCAGGACCAACAGAGAGUCUUCUGCAGUUCCCGACAAACCGCAGUCAGGCUUAGUGUCGCAGUUUGUGUGGUUUUGGUCUUCGAGGAUGAGGUUAAUGGUAUGCUAGUUGUUAGCAUCGUUAGCUCAGAUUAGCUACAGAAAUCCUGUGUGGGUUUUGAUUUCGUCCUAAUGAUGGAGUAUCCUGGAGGAGGUGUAUUAAACAGCGGGAACGUCCCGGCCUUCCUAACGAAACUAUGGACCCUGGUGGAAGACCCGGACACCGAUCCGCUUAUCUGCUGGAGCCCGAGUGGAACCAGCUUUCAUGUGUUUGACCAAGGACGGUUCUCUAAAGAGGUUCUGCCAAAGUUCUUCAAGCACAACAACAUGGCCAGCUUCAUCCGACAGCUCAACAUGUAUGGUUUCCGUAAGGUGGUUCACAUUGAGCAAGGUGGUUUGGUGAAACCAGAGAAAGACGACACAGAGUUUGCGCACCCAUUCUUUAUUAGAGGACAAGAACACCUGCUGGAGAACAUCAAACGCAAAGUCACCAAUGUGUCGUCAGUCCGACAGGAAGAAGUGAAGAUCUGUACAGAGGAAGUGAGCAAGAUUCUGAGCGACGUGCAGCUGAUGAAGGGAAAACAGGAAACCAUUGACUCCAGAAUCAUCACUAUGAAACAUGAGAACGAGGCUCUAUGGAGGGAGGUGGCCAGUUUGAGACAGAAACAUACUCAGCAACAAAAAGUCGUCAACAAGCUGAUCCAGUUUUUGGUGUCCCUUGUCCAGACCAAUAGGAUCAUGGGAGUCAAGCGGAAGAUUCCUCUGAUGCUCAAUGACUCCACCUCUACCCACUCUAUGCCUAAAUACAGCCGGCCCUUCACAUUGGAGCAUCUGCAGUCUGCAGCCAGUCUAUUCCCAGCUGACUCCCCCCUGAAUUCUGGGCCGAUCAUCUCUGACAUUACAGAGGUUUCCACAUCCACCCCAGAUGGUGAAAUCUGUGAUUGGACUGACCCAGGAGAAAGCCAGUCAGUUGGUAUUAAAGAAGAGCCGUCCAGUCCUGAAGUGGAGGUGUGUCCUGUUUUGGAGGAUGAGCCUCCAAAUGUAGAAACCCCCUUCUCCCCGACCACCUUCAUCAACUCCAUCCUUCAGGAUGAGAUACAGCCAGCACCAGUUACGUCCACCACCACUACCACCGCCUCCACCACUGCCACCCCAGCAGCCAGCUCCAUUGUUGUGAUGAGCCCAUCUUCUACUGGGUUCCUCCCGUCAGCCCCAGUCAGCCAAUCACCUGACCUUGUUGCCCCCCCAAACUCUGCCUCAGCCUCCAUCCCCACCACACUUCAACAGAAAUGUCAAACCAUCGCCUGUAUUGACAGAUUCCUCCUUCCUCCCUCUGCAGGUGGACUCUCACCUGAAGUUUGGCGGGUCAUAUCAACACAACCUGACAAGUGUGAACUUUCUGAUCAUGUUGACAGCAUUGACAGCAGCUUGGAAAACCUACAGACUAUUUUGAACUCGCAAACUUUCUCCUUCGACACAUCUCCAGUAAUGGAAUUUUUCAGUUCGUCCAGUCCCUCUGCAGAGUUUGACCUUGAAAGUUUGGACACUCUGCUGUCUGAAGAAGCCCCAAAAGAAAAUGAAGGCCGUUCAGGGAAGCAGCUGGUGCAGUACACAGCCACACCUGUCCAAAUGUCUGAACCAGUCAGCCUGGCGGAUAGUGGCACUGACCUGCCAUCCCUGCUGGAGUUGGAGGGACAGCCUUUCUUCAGCACUGACACGACCACUGAUGAUCCAACCGACGUCCUGCUGAGCCACAAGCAAUUUGACUCUAACCUCUGACAUCACCAUGAGUGUGAUGACUUCUUAGUUACCCUAGCAACAGGACAGUGAACACUGACUCAGCAGCAGCAAUAGUUGAUGGCAAAAUCGAUUGGUUGAUCAAUCUUUAGGUCAGAAGUCAUAUUUUAGUCAAGCAGAUAUUAUUGAUCAAUAUUAAUACAUUUCUAUACUUGUUUUAUUUUACUCUUUUUGUUUAGUUUAGAUUUAGUUAAUUUUUCAUUGCUUAAAAACCCUUUGUUGCUUGCUUUAAAAAAAAACAAACAACAACAACAAAAAAAAAAACAAGAAAACAUGAGUCUGAGAUUCUCAGAGAACCAGGGUCACAUGUAUACCUGUUGCUCCAUUCAGGGACAAAUCUGAGAUCAGUCAGUAUGAAUGAUGUCACAGUGCAGGGGAGUCGGGUUAAUGUGACCUAUGUGCUCUCUGUGCAGUGCAUGUUAAAGUCAGAUUUUAUGGUUGUAUUUGUUUUCAUGUGUAGAAUUGAAAUAUAACAGAAUAUGAAUAUUUUUGGAAGAAUUUAUUACAGUGUAUACCAUCCUCUUUUCACUUCUGUUACCAUGGAAACUGCAGAGAAGAACACAUUGAUCCAGCCUGUUUUGUGGCUUUUUCCAUGGAUUGGGGUUCAAUCCAAUUCAGCCAAACCCUGUUGGAAUUUUUCUAUCACAGCUUCACAACUGUUUUAGCCUGACUCCUGAUGGUUGACCAGCUCCUGACAUUCUCCUCCACUCAGCCGCGACAGUGAAGGAGUGAAACUGUUUUAACUCUGGCAGAUGACCUGAAGCUCAGCUCAGCACAGCAGCCAAACGCUUUCUGUGUGGCACAGAUGGAACUGCAGCUUUGUUAAUGUGCUUUUUGGACUUUCAGUUGCAGUGGUAGACAAACUCCACUUAGACUUUCUUUUCUCAACUGUAGCACUCGCAAUCAAAAAGCCUUGUUGGAUCAGUAUUGGGUCUAAUUUGAUAAAUUCUGUAUCAGAUGAGGCUGAUCUAACGUAAGUUCUCAGUGUUUCCAUCAGUUUAUAUUUAUUCAGAUAAAUGUGGUUUUAGAUCAGUUUCAUACAGCGAGUUUACAUUUAGUAACUAAAUACAGAUAACAGGUCAUAUCUGUGUAUUGGCUGAUACUUUGGGUGGUUCAUGUAUCAGAUCAGUGUGUUUAGAAUCAGCAGGUUUGUGGCAUAAAUCUCUUCAGGACAUUGGGUGCCAAGUUUCAUUGGAAAGUGGGGAGACAAUCAUUUGUGACCUGAAACUUAGACAAGAACAUAAACUUUUAAGAUUUUGAAAUAUAGAAAAAAAACCUUCCGUUUUGAGAUCUUAUAAGCUGAAAAGGGCUCUGAACAGUCUGUAGAUUUUUUUUAUUUUUUGUGAAGAGACAUUUAAAGACAAGUGAUGCUCAAAUGUUAUUUCUCAGACACAAGAAACAUUUAAGGCACAGCUAUGUUCAACGAUGUUAAAGCUUCUCAAUGUUAAAAUCUUUUUGAAGUUGUUA
Messenger RNA from Melanotaenia boesemani (Boeseman's rainbowfish), 3438 nucleotides. It is a transcript of the gene hsf1, whose product is annotated as heat shock transcription factor 1. Lineage: Eukaryota; Metazoa; Chordata; Actinopteri; Atheriniformes; Melanotaeniidae. Gene Ontology annotation, biological process: regulation of DNA-templated transcription. The coding region runs from base 307 to 1953 and encodes 548 amino acids. The record is from RefSeq and is a predicted model, not a curated record. Gene Ontology annotation, molecular function: sequence-specific DNA binding; DNA-binding transcription factor activity. The transcript is spliced from 15 exons.